Molecule: messenger RNA, 1449 nt
Organism: Pogona vitticeps (central bearded dragon)
Lineage: Eukaryota; Metazoa; Chordata; Lepidosauria; Squamata; Agamidae
Source: RefSeq, a predicted model, not a curated record
GCGAAGCGAGCGAAGCAAGCCGGCCCGGGAGGAGCGCUUUCCUCUGGGGAAGCCAGGAAGGCAAGGACCCGGCGCGAUCCCGCGGGGCCGCCUCCUCCGGACUCGGCGAUCGGCUCCGGGAGAAGAGGACACCCCCCUCCCCGAUGUGGCGCCCCGGAGAGACCCCUGGCCAGCUCCGAGGUCUCCGGGCAGGGACCAGGAUUCUUCUAUAAUCCACCCUCAAAUUUCAACACACUGGAAGGCAUCAGUUCAGGAUCAGACCCUUUGCCGUGAAGGUCAAGAACCAUGCUGGACAAUUUUAGAGGCUCAUUAAGGCUUCUUGGUUCCAUCGUGGUGCUUGGAUUUCAGCUGGUCAUCCCGCAACCCUCAAUCGAACACAGAAAGGUCCCACAAAGGAUAGAAGAGCAAAGCGUGGCCCCCGAGGAAGACAAUGCAGGGAUCCCGGGCGUCUGGGGCAGCUGGGGGCCCUGGUCGGCUUGCUCGCGGAGCUGCGACGGCGGAGUGAUGGAGCAAACCCGGCCCUGCUUGCCAGGACACUAUUACGAGCGGAGCUACCGGAGGCCUGGGCCGUACUGGGGCUCCGAAAGGACUCUGACUCAUCAGCCGCAGCUGCGCCAGGAGGACCCGCUGAACGCCUACGCCGGACACGUCAUCUCGGCCAUCCGUACCUCCGUCCCUCUUCAUAGAAAGGAGGAUCCUUCGCGAGCGGCUCUCCGGGCGGCCUUCUCUCUGGGAGGCCGUAACGACAGCUACCCGAGCAACAAGGGGACCUCCAGAGGAGGGCGGCUUUCUCCGUCUCUAAGGCGUAGCCCCAAAUCAGAAAGAAGAAGCAAAAACAAAAGCCCCAUCGGGCCCGGGAAAUAUGGCUACGGAAAAGUGCCCUACAUCCUCCCGCUGCAGACAGACACGGGGCAGUCACCCCACAAACCGCGACGGCACAGACAGUCAGCACGGCGCGCCGCACACCAGCAGGCGUCGGGUCCGGAGGGGCCGUUUCCUCCGCUGGCGAACCCUCCCCAACACCCAGGAAGCCUCUUCCAGGAUCCUCAAAGGCUUUCAGCCAGAUCUCCAGCUGCCAGCAGCAACAUUUACUCACAGAGAAAUCCUCACUUGCAAGCCUUUUCAGCAUCCCAGAGUUUGUUCCACGGUACGGACCUCAGCACGCGUGUUCCUGUCUCCCGACCAAGCCAGGCAUCCGCCCGGAGGGCCGCGGUGAUUGUGUGCACCGGUGCCUACAAGCAGCACAAACUCUGCAACACCAACGCAUGCCUUGAGAACAGAAGCAUCAGGGAAGUCCAGUGCGCAUCGUACAACAUCAAGCCUUUCAUGGGCCGAUUUUACGAGUGGGAACCUUUUGCAGAAGAGCUUCAUCUGAAGAAGAGACUUCUCUCUCUGUGGAAGAUGGAGCAGUACGACAACGGAGCCCAUGUUGGCGAGAGCUUCAUCUGA